AUGAAAAAUGACUUAUCUCAAUCUCAUACUAUUCGUCCUAAAAUUGAUCAAAUGAGUAAUGAAGUUGUCGACUCUAAUCCAUAUAGUCGUCUUAUGGCACUUCAACGUAUGGGAGUUGUUACAAAUUAUGCUCUAAUUCGAGAAAAGACUGUUGUUAUAGUGGGUAUUGGGGGUGUUGGCUCAGUGACUGCUGAAAUGCUUGUUCGAUGUGGAAUCGGUCGUCUGAUUUUAUUUGAUUAUGAUAAAGUGGAGUUGGCCAAUAUGAAUCGAUUAUUUUUUCAGCCUCAUCAAUCUGGUUUGAGUAAAGUUGCAGCUGCAGCAUCUACUCUAAGUUUUAUCAAUCCAGAUGUACAAAUUGAAGCACAUAACUAUAAUAUAACUUUAGUAGAGAAUUUUGAUCAUUUUCUUAAUCGUUUAGAACAUGGUGGUUUAAAAGAUGAUAAUCCUGUUGAUCUUGUAUUAAGUUGUGUUGACAAUUUUGAAGCUCGUAUGACAAUCAAUAAAGCGUGCAAUCUUCUUGGUCAAGUUUGGUAUGAGUCUGGUGUCAGUGAAGAUGCUGUUAGCUGUCAUAUUCAACUUAUGUAUCCUGGUCGAACACCAUGUUUUGAAUGCCUGCCACCACUAAUUGUGGCCAGCGGAUUGGAUGAAAAAACUCUUAAACGAGAAGGAGUAUGCGCAGCAUCACUUCCUACUACGAUGGCUCUUGUUUCUUCGUUAUUAGUUCAGAAUACUUUGAAAUAUCUGCUAAAAUUCGGCGAAGUUUCUAGUUACUUAGGUUAUGGAGCGGCUAAAGAUUCGUUUUAUCGUGUUGAAUUGAAAGCAAAUCCAGAUUGUGCUGAUUCAUGGUGUAACGUGCGUCAAAUUCAAUGGCGUAAUCACUUACAACAAUUAAAUCUUCCAAUUGAUUCUCCUUGGAAUAUUGAAGAACGUUUGAAGGCCCAACAAAUUAAAAAUGAAAAACUUAAAGAAGCAUUAUCCAAGUCAAAACAUGAAGAAAAUGAUUUUGGCAUUGAAUUAGAAUCAGAAUCAUCGAGUUUUACAGAAUCCACUUGUAAUAUAAAACAUGAUUUAUCCAAUUCAAAUUCUGAAAUAGUUGGUGUAAAAACAUUGUAUACAGUGGAUAACAAAAAAUUUGAUUCAAACUCUCAAGAGACAUCUGAUUCUUUUAUUUCACAGACAAACGAUAGCCUUGAAUCACUCAUGGCUAAAAUGAAAAAUUUGUAA
This is a messenger RNA of Schistosoma curassoni, 1224 nucleotides long. The record is from the annotation of a GenBank genome assembly. NCBI's taxonomy places the organism in Eukaryota, Metazoa, Platyhelminthes, Trematoda, Strigeidida, Schistosomatidae.